UUACUAUAUAAUUAUGACAUUCAUAUUUUCUCCAUUAUAAAAUGUUAUUUAUCAAUUCAAUUUUACUUUAAAAUAAAGUUCCUUAUCUAAACUAAAUUCAAGAUUAAAUAGACACCUUUAUAAAUCUUCCUAGCAUCACAAGUCAAUAGUUUUACACAAUUUUAAAUCACAAAAAAAUAGUAUAAAGAGCCUGAAAUGAGCCAUACAUUUCGAGUUUGUCUUGGCUUCUCCAUGAUAAUGAACUUGCCCAUCGGUCUGUGCCCCAGACUGUGGGAGACAACGGCUCUGAGUGUGUUCAAUAGGAGUAAGGAUACUACUCCUUCCUGCUGCUCCUCGGACUGGCUGAUACAGCUGCAGCAGUCCUGGUGUCCGCUACUUAGGUUAUUAAUUCUGGGAAUAAUAGCACUUCCUAUAUACAAUGUGGUCCUCAUCCUGGUAGGCUGGCGUUUCAAUGGGAGCACCAGGAGCACUGCGGAGCUCUUGGUGGGGCAUCCAGUGCGGCAGCCGCCUCCAGUUCCUCCAAAGCCUCCACCACGCAUAAGGCGACGUCCAUCUUUAACUCCUCCUAAGAGAUCGAGCAGCCCUGAAGUCGUACCCAAUUCCACUGACAUGAAUCCCUUUGCCGACCAGGAAGCAUACCAGAUCCUAAGACGGAAUCUUCAGUUAGUUCUAAGGGGCCUGCAGAAUCCGCCUUUAGAAGUGGAAACUCCUAGAAUACCGGAACCUAUCAUGAAGCCUACCGAAAUACCUUCCGGAUUGCCUUCCGGGAUACCUUCCGGGAUGCCUUCCGGGAUACCUUCCAAAGUUCCUUCCAGAAUACCUCCCGGAAUACCUUCCGAGCAGCUACCUUCUAGGAUUCCUUCCGGAUUACCUUCCUGGUUGCCUUCCGAAAUACCUGCGGAUAUACCUUUCGAAAUACCUUCCGAGAUACCUUCGGAUGCGACCUCCUUGUGCCCCUUUGAAUCCCCAAAAAGUGAGGCCCAAAAGAAACGCUCGAAGGUCAUCUUCAAGCGUCUCUGGCAGAGAUGGAGAAGCCGAAACAAACUAAAGAAGUCCAAGAAAUCACUGGUCAGCGCUUCCUCUUCCAGCUGCUGCAGCACCAAUGGCUCCAGUUGCUUUUAUGUUUAUUUAGAGGAAACCUAACCAAGUUCGAAGGCUGCACACAGCCAUGUAGAUUUAUUGAGAAAUCCUAUGCGAAUAUAUGUUAUAUUUUUUUUAA
Messenger RNA from Drosophila serrata, 1219 nucleotides. RefSeq lists its product as uncharacterized. NCBI's taxonomy places the organism in Eukaryota, Metazoa, Arthropoda, Insecta, Diptera, Drosophilidae. The record is from RefSeq and is a predicted model, not a curated record.